Molecule: messenger RNA, 6266 nt
Organism: Pungitius pungitius (ninespine stickleback)
Lineage: Eukaryota; Metazoa; Chordata; Actinopteri; Perciformes; Gasterosteidae
Gene: fndc3a
Product: fibronectin type III domain containing 3A
Exons: 27
Coding region: 343-4083 (1246 amino acids)
Molecular function (GO): protein binding
Source: RefSeq, a predicted model, not a curated record
GCGGUGACACACGCAUGCGCACACAGAGCCCCGUAAGCGAUGGUGAAAUUCCUGACUUUUAUACGAGGAGUAGGCUUUGAUGGACAGUCACCUCGAUAAAACUGGCAACCAGGCUGACAUUAUCGAUGCUUAGAGCCAUCCCCGUGGCUCGCCAGAAACUUCGCUCUGUUUUUAGGUAGCUAGCAAGGUAACCGCCCCGGGUGCUGCAGAAAGGAGCUGGUCAUCGGAGCUCGUUGACGUUAAACACUGCGCUGCAUAGGAGUCAUCGGCGUGACAGUCCAGACUGCUGCUGCCGAGCCGACUGACAGAGAGUUCCUCUUCAUUGGUGUGAAUGAGGGAGACAUGGCAGACCACACCUCACCUCUGGAGUCCAGCCAGCUUCUCAGCCCUGACCUCCCAAUGCUGGCCUCACCGCCACCCCCAACCAUGGUCAAUGGGGAGGGCCCCCAGCAGGUAAUCCUGGUGCAGGUAAACCCAGGUGAGGCCUUCACUAUUCGUCGAGAGGAUGGUCAAUUUCAGUGUAUCACAGGUCCUGCUCAGGUUCCCAUGAUGUCCCCAAAUGGUUCAGUGCCUCCAAUCUAUGUGCCUCCUGGAUACGUUUCACAGAUCAUAGAAGAGAACGGAGUGCGGCGGGUUCUAGUUUUACCUCAGCAACCAGAGUUCCACCCGGGGGGCCACUCCCCUCUCCAUCACCCUCCACCUCCGCCCCAUGCCCACCUGCCUGCCUUCAUCCCACACCCUGCCAUGAUGCCCCCGCCACCCCACCUGUACACAGGCAUGGCGGGCGGCGUGGGCGACAUGAGCUCUCAGUACAUCUCCCAGUACCACCCAGCUCAUAUCUACUCAGAGCAGGAUUCUCACCCCCAACACGGACGCCCGCCGUAUGCUCACAGAGACGACAGAACUAGCAAGACCUAUGAGCGUCUGCAGAAGAAACUGAAGGACCGUCAUGGUGGUGGUGGUGGUGGAGGGGGAGGGGGAGGAGUGGGGCAGGAGAAGGACAGCACCCCCCCUUCACCACAGAAGACCUGCGGCAGCCCUCCGACGGUGGACAUUCACAACGGCGUCGCGGGGAUAGGGCUGGAGGCGGAGCCGGGGCAGCUCAACGCCGCAGUGGCCGGCUCCUGCAAGCAGACAGCCAGGGGCAGAAACGGAGAGUCAGGAGAGCUAGAUGAGGAAGCUCGAGCCCUGCAAGCAUUAUUGAGUACCAUCAGUACCCCAGUGGUAUCGGACAUUCAGGCCAGGGGAGCAGUAGUAAGCUGGGUCGCGCCCGCCAGGCCAGACAGCGAGAACGUCACUGAGGAGGACGGCCGCGGCCCCCCUGAGCCCCUCAGCUACGAGGUCUCCAUCUCACUUACCGGCAAAGAUGGGAAGUACACAAACGUGUUCUGCGGGGAAGAACUAAGUGCUACCUUAGAAGACCUUCGACCAGCAACAGAUUACCAUGUCAGGGUACAGGCCGUGUGUAGUUGUUUACGGGGAAGUGCAUCGGAGGCUGUGAGCUUCACCACUUCAUGCUGUGAGCCGGAUCUUCCCAACGCACCCAAGAAGGCCAGCGGGACCAAGAACACGCUGGUACUCCAGUGGAAGGCUCCAUGCGACAACGGCUCCAAAAUCCAAAACUACAUUCUGGAAUGGGACGAGGGAAAAGGCACUGGGAUCUAUGAGCAGUGCUACGACGGACCUCAGAAGCAGUACAGAGUGACCAAGCUUUCCCCGGCUUCAAGAUACUCCUUCCGCCUUGCAGCUAAAAACGACAUUGGUGUAAGCGAGUUCAGUGAAGUGGUGGACCUGUUCACCUCAUGCAGUGUGCCAUUGCCACCCUUCCCUCCAGAGCUGGAGAUGACGGGGGUGACCUGGCUGUGUAUGAAGUGGCAGAGGCCCACUAGUUCUCCCAAGGAGGAUGACAUCUACUAUGUUUUGGAGAUGGAGGAGGAAGGCUCGGGAUAUGGCUUCCAGCCAAGCUAUGAUGGCGAUGAGCUCUCCUGCACCGUCAGGAACCUCCACAGGAGUACAAAGUACAAGUUCAGGGUGGCAGCAUACAACUCCGAGGGGAAGAGUAACCCCAGCCAGGUGGUCGAGUUCAUCACCAAUCCUGACAAACCCAGCAGUCCCUGCAGGCCUGUCAUCAGAGGGAAAGUCCUGCCCAACAGCUUCAAGAUGGCCUGGGAGCCCCCCAAGGAUAAUGGUGGCGCGGAAGUCACAAAGUAUGUUGUGGAGCUGUCUGAAGGCUUGAGCGGCUUGUCAUGGGAGCUGGUGUACUCGGGGCCAGCCGGGGAGCACGUGUGUGAAGGCUUGAAGCCCGGCUGCUCUUACCAGACGCGAGUUUACUGCAUGAGCGAGGGGGGGCAGAGCCCGCUGUCGGAGACCCUGCAGGUCCAGACUCCUGCGGUGCCCCCGGGGCCCUGCCAGCCCCCUCGGCUGGUGGGCAAGCCCAAAGCCAGGGAGGUGCAACUGCGCUGGGGUCCCCCGAAUGUAGACGGAGGCAGCCUGGUGUCCUGCUACAGCGUAGAAGUGAGUGGGCCGCAGUCUGAGGAGAGCAGGGAGGUUCACCAGGGUCCAGAGCUGGACUGCUCCGUGGGAGGAUUGAUGCCCGGCAAAACCUACAGCUUCCGGCUCAAAGCAGCGAACAAGGCCGGGUUUGGACCGCUAUCGGAGCGCUGUGAGGUUACAACCGCCCCCGGGGCCCCUGAGCAGUGCAAGGCUCCUUCCACCACAUGCAAAUCCCCCAGUUGUGUUAUUGUGAGCUGGGAGGCCCCUCCUUGCAACGGAGCGCCGGUCACAGAGUUCCGCCUGGAGUGGGGUGCUGCUGAGGGCAGCAUGCAGGUGUGUUACAGUGGACCAGCCCUCAGCCACGAAAUCAAAUGGCUGCUCCCUGCAACCAACUAUUUCUGUAGGAUACAGGCUGGGAACCUGGCUGGCUUGGGGCCCUUCAGCGAGGCGGUGCUGUGCCAGACGCCCUGCUCCGUGCCCGCGGCCGUCAGCAGCAUCCACGCGCUGAAGGAGUCCGCCCUGCGAAGGCUCGAGGCCCCGGAGGAUGAGGAUGACGAAGACGAGGAGGACGAGGAUGACGGUUCCCGGACGCCCCCGCUCUACUCCCCGUCCAGCUGCCUGGGCCUGAGCUGGGACGCGCCGUGUGACCACGGCUCGGAGAUCACUUCCUACCUGAUUGACCUCGGCGAGCGGCAGCCCGUCGCUGUCGGCCCCGUCACCAAACACAUCAUACAGAAUCUGCAGCCCGACACCAGCUACAGGAUCCGAAUCCAAGCCCUGAACAGCCUGGGAGCAGGGCCCUUUAGUCACACCUUUAAGCUGAAGACGAAGCCCCUGCCCCCACAGCCACCCCGCCUGGAGUGCACCGCCUUCAGCCACCAGACCCUCAGGCUCAAGUGGGGCGACGGCCCAGCCAAAGCCGCCGCCUCGGACGCCCUCCAGUAUCAGCUGCAGAUGGGGGACAAGAGCGGCAGAUUUCUAUCCUUGUAUAAAGGACCCUGCCACACUCACAAAGUCCAAAGGCUUAAUGAGUCUACCUCUUACACGUUCCGCAUCCAGGCCUUUAAUGAGGCGGGCGAAGGGCCCUUCUCCACUGUUUACACGUUCACCACCCCACGCUCUCCUCCAGUCCCCGUGAAAGUCCCUAAAGUGGAACGUAUGGACGACAACUCCUGCGAAGUCACAUGGGAGGCCCUGCCGCCCAUGAAGGGAGACCCAAUCCUUUACACCCUGCAGUGCAUGAUGGGGAACUCUGAGUUCAAACAGGUCUACAAAGGCGCCGUCACAUCUUUCCACGUUCAGAACCUGCAGCCCAACAGCGACUACCGUUUCAGGGUGUGCGCGGUCAGGCAGUGCCAGGAUGCCCCUGAGCUGAGCGGCCCCUACAGCCCCACGGUGACCUUCUCUCCCCAGCGGAGCGACGUGGCGGUGGGCGCCGGCGCGUCCACCUCGGGCUCCAGGGCCAGCGUCGAGUCCAACCGGAGCAGACGGAGCAUGACGGACGAGCAGUGCGCGUUCCUCCUCCUCAUGGUGUUCGCCGUCAUCGCCAUCCUCAUCGCUUUUGUCAUCCAGUACUUUGUCAUUAAAUGAGCAGUUUGCACCACCCAGCUGCAGGGUUAUAGCUUUAUUCUUUCCCUCUCUUUAUGUUGUUUUGUAUUCUCCGUUUUGUACCUCUUGUUUUUUUGUUUUUUUUUAAAUGUCUUUUGCUCCGCCCCCACCCCUCUCGCCCCCACCUGCUGUUGACCGAGUAAUCCCGUUUAGCUGCAUUGUGGUGCGGGGGAAGGGAAGGCUAGUGAGUAAGUUAAAACGGGAGGAAACAACACCUUAUUUGGUAAACGUGACUCCUGGUCACCCAGUCCCAAUGUUGUGGUGUUUGUUUCAUUGUGGUCCGCUUCCAACGCGAAAGAAAGUGCAGAGAAAUGGUUUAUUGUGGGGAGAAGGUGGGGGAGAUGUGCUUCGACUCAUGUCCUUGUCGAUUACAGGAUAUACAUAGAUAUACACAUAUAUAUCUAUAUAUGUAUAGAAAUAGUUGUUAUUUAUAUUUCCAUUUAUGUAUCUAGAAUGAAACCGCUUUUGAUAGCUGUGUUCCAGAAAUAGUAUGUAGGUGAGUCUUUAGCCAAUAUGCUGUUUGAUCCUGGGACCUGAAGGGCCAGUGUUUGCACAGUGGGGGUGUGUGUCCAGAUGUGUACACUGUAUGUAGUCCACAGAGGUACACGGCUGGGGGGGCUUCAGGGCUAGACGAAGGGACUCGACCCCCUGCUGGAGUUUAAGGGUUCUAAUGCGAGAGGAAACGAGAGAGAAUCUUGUUCAUAUGUUCAUUUAGCACUUUCCAAAAAUUUUUGAUGUUCAGAAUGUUUAAGGAUGCAAAAAUGACUGGAAAAAUGUUAGUAUAUUUUUGUACAGUGAAGACACAAGGACCUGUAAGUUUGAGGGGGGAAAAAAAAACUCAAAAUAAGGUUAGAAAACAAACAAAAACCAAACUAACAGCGAAUUCUAAUUUUUACUAUCAUAUAGUUAUACUGCUGCUUUACUCCGAAAUAUUGUUGUUCAGCACAAAAAAUGUAUGCUUACCUGUAUGUUUUUGUUUUAUUUGUUUUUCCCCAGUAAUUGAUUUUGCACCUUAGUGAAAGAAAACCUCGACUGACUGCGUGCGUCUUGGUCUUGUGAUGCAUUUUAUAGAAAACACUUUGAGAUUGUGCAACCCUACAUGUGUUUUGGGUGUUUUUAAAAGUUGUAGUACCACAUAAUGUGUCACUGAAACAGCUGAUAUUCUCAGCAAAAACAAAAAAAAAGAGGAUUUAAAAAAAAAAGUAUGUACCAGUUGUUUCGGAGGCCUUAAUUGGAGAGGAAAAAAAUCUCGGGAGAAUUUUCUUAAUUUCUCGUAAGUUUUGAUGUAUUUUUUUCUUUUCUUUUAGUGUAAACUUUAAAAUGCAUUAUAUUUACGUUUUUUUUUUUUUUUGCAACACUUAUUUGAUGUUAGUAACCACACGUAAUCGGGAGAGAAAUGCAAAGUAGUUCUGUGUUAAUUGUGAUUUUCUUUUUGAUUUUUUUUUUUGUCAGGUCAUACAUGUGUGAAGUAUAUUUUUUUAUAAUAUUGAAGUAAUAUAAGUUAAUACUCUCCAGAGAAAAUAAUAAAUCCUGAGUACUCAUGAAUCAUGGAACGCAAAUGGCAAAUACAAAAAUGUGUUAUAUCAUGUACUUCCUGUGAAUCUAAAUCUGCCUUUUCUCUGUGUGUUAAGUAUUUUGUGACAGACAUCUGAUGCUGAGUUUUCAGUGGUAAUCUGGCUGUAGGCUCUUGUGCUGUCUGGUUUUUGGGGCAGAUAACUGUUGUUACAACCAUAAAAAUGAAAUACAGGUACCUUGCAAAACGUCCCGGAUAAUUACGUGAUUUGGUCUUUCGGGCAUUCUGCAAAUGUCUUCUUGUCAUUUAAAGAAAUCAAAUUCCUAUUUUUGAUAGCGAUUGCAACGUGUGCCAUUUUAACACCUCUCCACCCAGGGCUUACCACCUUUGGUUGGGGAGAUUGACAAAAUGAGUAAAAUAUGCACAAAAAUAGAGACCAUUUUUAUGUAAUUCGAAUGUUUGCAGUUACCUCAUACACCGUACAUUCCAAAAUGAAAAUUUGUUAUACUAUACAUACUACCAGACAUAUCACUUUAAAAUGUUCGUUAUGGGAAAAAUGUAUAAUCAUAGUUAUGUAUCUAAAGUGUAUCUGUAUAGCCAUGAUAUCUACAAAGGAUCCAUGCACAAUAAAAGAUUUAUAAUUCUUAAUCAA